AUGAAUUAAUUGUAUAAGCUAACACCUCAAGAGUUGGCAACAAGAAAAGAUAUCGUUGUGCUCAGCGAUAAGGGGUUGCGAUUCAGGGAAGAGAUUAAAUCUUAGGAUCAAUUUGAUUUGGAUGAUUUUCAUUUGCCUCAAAUCAAUCAGUAAAAAGAUAAACCAUAUACAAGAAGGUAAGUGCUCUAAGGAGAGAAACCAGUUGAAUUGCUUGUCGCUGAUUUGAAGAAAGAAUUGAACAUCAGUAGACCAUAUAUGGAGAAGGCCCUGGAGAAAAUGACAGUCAAGAUAACCUCAGAAAAACCGUCUGCAGCCAUAAACAACAAGUUACAAAAACUAUAUCAAGAAUUAGACAAACAUACCCGCUUGUUGGAAGCAAAGAAGGUGAAGUUUCAAAAGAAACCUAUCGAAUAAUAGAAGUAGGAUCAAACUUCGAUUUUGGAAGAAUCAGAAUUCCAAGACAAAGUGGCAUCUCUUAAUGCAUUGGAAGCCAGAAUUUGGAGAAUGCAACAGAACUAUUAAAAUGAAAUCAGAAUCAGGGAAGAUACCUUGAAAAAAGUUAAGCAAAACCUAAACGUGAUGAGAAUUUAAAAGGAAACUGAAAUCGAAUCGGUUCCAGUCCCUGUUUAGGUGGAGUAACUUUAACAAUCUCAAUAUCUGGACAGGAAAUAAGUCAGACUGAAGGACUAUUAGAAAUAUAAAUUUGAAAAAGGGUGGAAUAGACAACCUCCUCCAUCCUAUACUUCUAAGUAAGUUCUAAUCGAAGAGGAAAGAAAGAAACAACUUCAAUUAAUAAAAGAACAAUAGGAGUAUGAGUAAGAGUUGUUGAGAAGAAAUGGACAUUCAAACAUCCACAAUACAGCCAAUCAGGAGACUCAUGAAUAAUGA
Messenger RNA from Paramecium tetraurelia, 888 nucleotides. RefSeq lists its product as uncharacterized. The transcript has 4 exons. The record is from RefSeq and is a predicted model, not a curated record. Lineage: Eukaryota; Ciliophora; Oligohymenophorea; Peniculida; Parameciidae.